Messenger RNA from Serendipita indica DSM 11827, 1734 nucleotides. NCBI's taxonomy places the organism in Eukaryota, Fungi, Basidiomycota, Agaricomycetes, Sebacinales, Serendipitaceae. The record is from the annotation of a GenBank genome assembly.
AUGGCGAGCGAACCUCCACCGCCGUUUCACCAGCAGCAGCAGUAUCACCAGCCUCCAGCAUUUGCAACGCAGCCCGUAAACUUCAACGACUCGCACUCAGACUUUUUCCAGCGCGCACCCACAGACGGCAAUCCAACGGGUAUCCAGCACGAGGAGAGAAGGACGUACAACGAUAGAUCAAGCGUUCUCACUGGCUGGACCUCUGGCAUCACCGUCCCCUAUCACUCUGAGAAGCGCGACGAUGGCCAAACGCACGCCCAAGCCAUUGCAAACGAGUACAGCAAUCGAGCUUCACGCAUGGAGCCCUCCGCGACGUACAAUGCCAGUCCAAACGCCAGGCAUAGCCAGGCCCUCUCGGGCGGUGGCGACAGGAAGAGUGUCGGUCCCGACUCUGCAGGCCUGUCCUACAUCGACGAAAACUUUCGCUACUAUUCGUCACGAGGAACACCCGUUUCACACGACCAUCGACGAUUAGACUCGCCUACAGACGCACACGACGCACCCCUCGUCUCCAACGCCGCAGACAUGGACGGGAGCGGGCACAGACUGAGAGAUCUAGGCAAGUCGGUCAUUCUAGCUGCCCCGAGUUAUGCUAUGCAAUUUCCUAUGCCCCCAUACGACGCUAACCAACCCGCCGUUCCUCCAGAAUACGCCGAACCACCCAGCAACAAUAGAAAACUCAAUCUAUGGGGGAAACUUGUAGACAGAAAUCACGGAUCUUCGCUCGAACAACAAUUAGAGCGCCGCAAGCGGGGAAUCCAGCGACAACGCCGGCCCUAUGUCGUCUGGUUCUUGACAGUGGUCAUGCUUGCAGUAAUGAUCUACGAGAUUGUCGAAAAUAAACGAGUAACCGGCUCACCAUUCGCGUUCAAACCACAACUCAACCCGAUGAUCGGUCCAGCCAGUAUCGAGCUCAUAACGCUCGGUGCGCGCUUCCCACCAUGUAUGAAGUUUAUCCCGGACGUUCCACCGACCCUCUCCAUCGGCUGUGCCAAUGCGACCUCGACCACACUUACAUCGUCUACCAUAUGCACCAUUGAAGAUGUCUGUGGAUUUGGCGGCUUUGGUGUUACGGCAACGGGGGCGUCCAAGGAGCCCAAUCAAUGGUUCCGGUUCAUCACGCCCAUCUUCUUGCAUGCAGGAAUCAUACACUUUCUACUUAAUAUGUUUGCCCAGUGGGUGUUGAGCGGACAGGUGGAAAGAGAAAUGGGCUCCAUUGGAUUCUUCAUUCUGUACUUUGCGUGUGGCGUCUUUGGAAACAUUCUCGGAGGAAACUUUGCGCUCGUCGGUCAGCCUAGUGUUGGCGCGAGUGGUGCAAUCGUCGGCACUCUGGCUGUGCUUUGGGUGGAUUUGAUUGCUCAUUGGAGUAUCGAGUACAAGCCCGUGCAAAAGCUCAUUGGACAUAUCAUCAAUCUCGUUCUCGUCGUCGGAAUGGGAUACAUACCUGGUGUAGAUAAUUUCUCGCAUCUUGGAGGACUAUUGAUGGGCCUGAUUACUGGGAUCAUUCUCCUGCCUAUCAUUUCGACGACAAAAAGACACAAAAUGAUAGUUUGGGCCCUACGAAUAGCAAUGAUUCCACUUGCAAUCGUCCUCUUCGUCGUUCUCAUCCGCAACUUUUACACCGGUGACCCAUCAAAAGCGUGCUCGUGGUGUCGCUACCUUUCAUGCAUCCCAACCGCGAAUAAUAAUCGCUGCAGAGGCACCGGUCUCACCACAACUACAAUAAGCAACUAG